Paramisgurnus dabryanus is the source of this 2527-nucleotide messenger RNA. RefSeq names its product mannose-P-dolichol utilization defect 1b (gene mpdu1b). Lineage: Eukaryota; Metazoa; Chordata; Actinopteri; Cypriniformes; Cobitidae. The record is from RefSeq and is a predicted model, not a curated record. Gene Ontology annotation, biological process: oligosaccharide biosynthetic process.
GACGUCACGGUUUACCAUUAGCAUCAUGGCGGCAUCAGAGGCACCUUCGCAAACAUCAUUCAUGGAUCCUUUCAAAGAUGUACUGGUUAAUUAUUUAAUGCCAGAAAAAUGCUUUGACGAAUUUUUUUUACAGUUCAAUCUUCUGCACGUGGAAUGUCUAAAGAUUAUUAUCAGCAAAGGCCUAGGCAUUGGGAUUAUCCUUGGCUCUGUAUUAGUGAAACUACCUCAGAUUCUCAAGCUGAUUGGUGCAAAAAGUGCUGAGGGACUGAGUUUUAACUCUAUACUACUGGAGCUGUUUGCGAUCACAAGCACCAUGGCCUAUAGUAUAGUCAACAGUUUUCCUUUCAGUUCCUGGGGUGAGGCUCUUUUCCUUAUGCUUCAGACAGUGACUAUCGGGUUUCUCAUUCAGCACUAUGCAGGAAAAACCUUCAGAGGUUUGGGGUUUGUGAUCGUCUAUUCUUGUCUGCUAGCAGUCCUCAUCUCUCCCUUGACCCACAGAGACAUAGUCACUACCAUGCAAGCCUCGAAUAUGCCAGCAAUUAUCAUUGGACGGUUAAUUCAAGCUGGUACCAACUACAGAAAUGGCCACACUGGACAGCUGUCAGCCAUUUCAGUCUUUCUACUGUUUGCAGGCUCUCUAGCACGUAUAUUCACUACAGUGCAGGAAACGGGAGAUUUCCUCAUGGCUGUCACUUAUGUCAUCUCUUCUUUCUGUAAUGGUGUUAUUGCAGCUCAGGUUCUUUACUAUUGGAACAGCACAUCUGCCCUUAAAAAGAAGGCCGAGUAGAAGAAAGGAAGACAGAUUUGGAAUUCAGUAUUAAACAACUGAAAGGAUCAGAUGUCUCCCAAUCAAAAUGAUAGUUUGAGUAAAACUGAGCUAUGUCCCUUAAUCGGUUAUAAAUGGCAUUUAUUUUUGUCAUAUCAGUGCGACUAUAAAUAUUGAAUAGAUGCACACUUUCACAUAUUCCAGUUGCCUGAAAAUGGACCAAAAAUCCACUAUACUGUUUGGGGAGGGUCUGGAAUUUCUUUUAUAAUAGUACGCCGUUUUCUUAUUCUCUCUUUGUUGUUGUGGUUGUGGGUUAUGAAUUAGGCGAUUUCUUGGACCAUUAGCUAAGCUCAGGUAGGGGAACAACAAGGGGACAAGUAUUAUUACUUUCAACCCUAAAAGAAUCAAUCUACAUGUUGUUUUAAUAAAGCAAUCAUUAUGCAUUAUUUUUGACAUUCUGUCUCACAGUAAUGUCCUGACUGCAUAUUUGCUAAAAUUCAUUGUUUUUUGCUUGUUAACACUUCACCUCUGCUAAAAGCGGAUUGGAUAGACAGUUGUUCACUGGUAAAUUUAGCUCUUAUUUAUUCAGUCUCUGUACAGUACAAAUUGAUGAUUAAAAGAAUCUAUACGUAUAAAUAUUAACAUCAUCCCAUGCUGAUUAAAGUCCUGAUAGAACCUCAGAAAGGACCUGCUAUCUCUUUAGGUAGUGGAUCAUUAUGUUUUUUCUUUUUGUGAAAGCAAAUCAUACAGCAUAUUUUACGGUCUUUCAAAUUAUGCAAAACUGGUAACAUACCUUUAUGGGUUGCACAGAGACUUAAGUGAGUCUUCUGGGUAUUCUGUUUAAUUUUAAAUGUCACAUAAUUGUUUAGAGUCAUAUAAAGUGACUUGUAUUGUCAUUCAAUGUACCUAGGUACAUUAUAAAAAAUAUGAUAUAAAGCACUUUUUUUUUCAAAGAUUGUAUUAUUCAACCAUUAAGUGCAAGUUUGAAUGAUAAAAAUUGCACAUGAUAUAUUAGUGACUUUAUUUUCUUCUUUUUUUUUAUGUGAAUAUCUCACAAAUUGGUGUAUAAAUGUCAAAGUUGCAGCUUACUUUUUGAUAAUUGCCUUGUUCUCAUUACUAUUUUUUAUUUAUUGUAGAAGGUGACACAAAUGAUUGCAGAAAUAUAGAAUGUUAUGUUUAUUUUUUAAGUUAUAACUCUGUCGUCACCUAUAAUGCAAGGCUACAAUUGUCAUACUUAUUCAUACCACCAGAGAGAGGCAAAGAGUCAGUGCUAAAACAAAUGGUAUGUUUCACUGUUGUUGAUCUACUAUAUGUGACACUGUCUGUGAAAUCCAGCUUAAAGUCUCAUAAUCUAAUAAUGAGAUUUAUAAGCAUCAACGUUUGAUUUCACUAUGAUUCAGUCACAGUCUUUGAGAUUUCCUUACUCUAUCAAUAUUUAUUAUUUUAAGGUUAUAUUUUCACACAAUGUUUUUUACACUAUGAAGCAUAAUUUAAACAACAAAAAUAAAAUAUUAACUUGUUUUUUACAGGGAUGGGCACAUGAUAGCAUUACGUAGUUGCUGCAUUAAUGCUAUUGACAUGAUGUAAAAAUAUUUUGAACAAAACUUUAAAUUACUUCUUUUAUCAAACUAGAUUUAGAUUUUUUUAUUAAGAAAUAGCUAAAUAAUAUGUCAAAAACUGUCUGUAUUUAGUCCUCAUGUGUGUUUAGACAUAGGAGUUGGUAUAAUUCUGCCUGUUCUGACAUCCGAUAAAAUUAAAGAC